GGCCGCAGGGAGGGGGCCCUCCGCAGGACCCCAAGGCGGGGGCGCGCACCGCUCAGCCUGCCAGCCGUGCCCGCGCUCGGGCUAAGGGGCAGUCCGGAGACCCGCGCGUUUCCAUCCCUUCGCCAGACUUGGCUCCUGACGUCUUCUUCCUGCGGGUGAAACUGGAGGAGACUGGGGAGCUGUUCCGCGUGGCCAACUGCCGCAGCGACAUGACAGUGCGGGAGCUCAAAGAGGAGCUGGACCUGGUGGUUGGCAUCCCCUUCAACCUACAGCGGCUGCAUUUCCUGGACCAAGGAAUUUUGAUGGAUGAUGCUACCCUGAAGUUCUACGAUGUUAUCCCUGGAGCAGUUAUUUCAUUAUGUAUCUGGCAUUAUGAUGGUUGGACGGAACUGGUUUUGGCAGCCGUGGAAGGGGACCCCAGUAAGCUGUCAUGCCUUGGCAUCAGUGAGGACACCUUCUACCGAACGGCCAACUCACAGCACUUUAAGGGUGAGCAAUGGAGGCAGUGGACCGCCCAGAGGGCGUUUGUGGCCUUGUACAUCUCUGCUCACAGAGGUCAUGCGGAUGCUGUGCGGUAUCUUCUAGAACUUGGAGCCAACUGCCUGGGCAAAUCACCCCUGGGCAGGACGCCCCUGCAUGUGAUUGCAGCCAUGGGCAGGAUGGACUGCAUCAGGCCCUUACUGGAACAUGGUGCCUACAUCCAUGAGAGAGACUCGAAAGGGGAAACACCCAUCACCAUCGCAAGGCGCCUGAAGCGCGAACAUUUCGAGCGCAAGAUGUUCCUCCUCUACUGGAUGAUCAAAUCUGGGAGCAAGGACCCCAAUGACUUGGUAGUGAGGGGGGCUCCAGAGAAAUCCAGCUCUGGAAAUGUGUCAAAAAGCCCUGUGUAGCUCCUCUGAGCACGUUUGCCCAUCACCCUGCUCCGGGGCAACCUUGCAGCUCCCACAGUGGCCCCCAUGACACUCAUUAGGCAACAAAAGAAGGGGCAGAUCUAAAUCAGAUGCCCAAUUGGUUGUCCUCUUACCAGUGUCUCUGGGAGGGUGUAAUGGAGCAGGUGAGCUCGUC
This is a messenger RNA of Peromyscus leucopus (white-footed mouse), 1065 nucleotides long. It is a transcript of the gene Ankrd60, whose product is annotated as ankyrin repeat domain 60. Bases 210 to 890 code for a protein of 226 amino acids. The record is from RefSeq and is a predicted model, not a curated record. NCBI's taxonomy places the organism in Eukaryota, Metazoa, Chordata, Mammalia, Rodentia, Cricetidae. The transcript has 4 exons. Gene Ontology annotation, molecular function: protein binding.